Messenger RNA from Hermetia illucens (black soldier fly), 926 nucleotides. Its product is annotated as farnesol dehydrogenase-like. The record is from RefSeq and is a predicted model, not a curated record. The transcript has 3 exons. The coding region runs from base 113 to 865 and encodes 250 amino acids. Lineage: Eukaryota; Metazoa; Arthropoda; Insecta; Diptera; Stratiomyidae.
UUUCUGUAGAAGAUAAUUAUUAAUUUCACAGAUCAAAUCAAAGCAACGACGAGUUCGGGUCUUUUUGUGUAAUCUAAAAUUUACUGAUAGAAGUUUCGUUUUUUGAGAAGAUAUGGAACGUUGGCAAGGUAAACUUGCAAUUGUAACUGGCGCAAGUUCGGGAAUCGGAGCUGCAACGGCUGCAAAACUAGUAGAAAACGGGUUAUCUGUGGUUGCUCUUGCGUUAUCUGAGGAACUUCUUCUUCAAAAGCAAAAAGCUCUUCCGGAAAACCUACGCAACCGCUACCAUCCCAAAGAAUGUGAUGUUACUAAUGAGGAAGCAGUGAAAAGCACUUUUGCUUGGAUUGAGGACCACUUUGGCGGAGCAGAUAUUCUCGUAAACAAUGCCGGUGUUAUGACUAUUGGUGUGGAUCUUUCGGCCCCAGAUAAUACCGAAACUAUUAGAAGAAUUCUAGAGACGAAUGUGAUGGGUGUAGUCUAUUGCGUGCGGGAAGCAUUCAACUCAAUGAAAAAGCGAAACAUCGACGGCCACAUUGUCGUUAUUAAUAGCGAGCAAGGCCAUAUAGUCCCUAUUAUGAGUAAUGGCUCGCUGAACAUGUAUGCUCCUUCGAAAUGGGCGGUAACUGCGAUGGUUGAGACCUACCGUCAGGAAUUUGCAAAUGCGGGAACAAAAGUGAAAGUAACGAGUGUUAGCCCUGGAGCUUGUGAAACUGAACUUGUGCCAAACAUGGCGGCCUAUAGAAAAGCAGGAGUUGCCAUGUUGUACCCUGAGGAUGUGGCUAACGCUAUAUUAUAUGUCCUGGGCACUCCACCGCAUGUACAGGUACACGAAUUAACCGUUAAACCUGUGGGUUCAAAAAUUUAAGCAACAGUUGUAUUUUUAAAAAUAUAGUUUAAGAAAAUAAAGUGCUUGUUUAAUUUUAAUC